Didymosphaeria variabile is the source of this 579-nucleotide messenger RNA. It is a transcript of the gene DPH4, whose product is annotated as Diphthamide biosynthesis protein 4. The transcript has a single exon. Lineage: Eukaryota; Fungi; Ascomycota; Dothideomycetes; Pleosporales; Didymosphaeriaceae. The coding region runs from base 1 to 579 and encodes 192 amino acids. The record is from RefSeq and is a predicted model, not a curated record.
AUGGUCUUCACGCAGAACUACUACACCGUUCUAGGCAUCUCUGCACCGGCAGCGCUCAAGCAGGAUGCCCUGAGGAAAGCGUACAAGGCGGCGCUGCUGAGCGCGCAUCCGGAUAAAGCGUCUGCGUCGAAGACGCCGAACGCGUAUACCGUCGACGACGUUAGGGAGGCGCUUGCCGUGCUGUCUGAUGCUACUACGCGUGGGGAAUUCGACCGCUGGCUUGCUUCUCAGCGGCAGGGUGGGAAUAGUGGUGGGAGAGACGGGGAGGAGGAGGAGGACUUUGUGCUAGGGCUGGAGUUGUUAGAUCUGAGCGACUUCGAGGCGGGCAUGCCGCCGUUUGUGCGUAUGGAUACGCCGUCGCUGGAAGGAUCGGGAGCGGCGACGCCGGAUAUCGACUUUGAUGAUUUGAAAUCUCCUGGGCCUGAGGAUUUGGCUGCUGCGGUUGAGGGGGUUAAGCUUGAUGCUGCUUCUACACCGGUUACAGAGGAGGAUCCACAAAAUGGCGUUAGUGUCGAUGGGCUAGAAGAGGAGGAGGAGGAGGAGGAGGAGGAGGAAAGAGAUAGUAGGGGGGGAGGGUGA